AUGUCGGGAAGAAAACAUGGCGUGCAAGCGCGGCAGGCUGCCAUGCGGCACUACGACAUGCUGUUGUGCCAGGCGGCGACAGAGUACAAGAGCCGCGAGGCGCUCAAAGAGAAGGUGCACGCGGUGGCGCGGGUGGCGGUCCGGCGCCACGGCAGCGGCGUCGAGGUCCGGAGCUUCAUACAGCGGCUGGUGGACGUUUGCGAUGACCCGCUGGCCGUCAAGGAGAACCUCCUUUUCGUGGUGGACUCCAUCAUGCGGCAUGCAGAGAAGGAGGACGCGCACGUGGUGCAGAAGUUUGAGCGGACCAUCGCGCCGCAUUUGCAGGGCCUCUUCAAGGCUGCGAUAGAACGAGAAGACACCAGGGAAACCGUCUGCACCUACCUGCUCAAGAAGCUGGUGCCGGUGUGGAAGGAGAACGCCUGGUUCUCCCGCGAAAUGCCUCGCAUCCUUCACCUGCUGGUGAGUGGUCUGAAGCCACAGCGAGAGCGGGAGGAGGAGAAGAAGGCCCACAGCUCAGUGUCCCAGGAGCCCGUCCCGGUGAUCCCUUACGCGCAGGAUCGCAGGGCCCGGCGCUCGGCGAUGACGCCCUCCGAGUACAGCUACUCCCGGACGCCGAUGACCCCAGGGCAGGCUUCUGCCAGAGGAAGCUAUGCGCACGUGGGCAGCGACUGCGAGUACACCCCGUCCAUCGCCCCGAAGGAUGAGAGCGCGCUGCCGGUCGAGAUGCCGACCAGCACUCCCUUUGCUGACGAGGAGAUCCCGAUGUCGGCGCCCUACUCCGCGCCCUUCCAGGGUAUCGACUACGAUGCCCACGAGGGUACUCUACCCACCGAGAUCCCAGUGCCCACGGAGGAUGUACCCACAGAGGAUCCCUCGGAUGAGGGGGAGCUUGAGCCCACGGAGGACCUUUUUAUGGCGGACACUCCCAAGCUUGGGGAGUCCACGCCCAGGACCCGAGAUGAUGAUGUGAGCUCGCUGCGACCACCCACCGAGGAGGUGCCUUCCUCCCACGCGCCCACGAUCUCGGUGCAGUCUGCGCGGAGAUCUGGCCUGGACGAUGACGAGCAGGUGCCGGUGCCCACAGAGGAAGUGCCCACGGAGCUGGUGGCUACGGCGACUCAAUCCAGGCGCCCGGGGUAUGAGGUUCCGCCGCCCACCUCUCCGGUGGAUUCCCCAAUCGAAGACAGGCGCAGAUAUGCGGAGGGCGAGGAGGUGCCGAUUCCCACCUCGCCCGUGGCCUCCGAAGCCGAUGACAGGCGCUUUGGCGAGGAGGUGCCGCCCCCCACUUCCCCAGUGGACUCCGAGAGGCAGUUCGGCGAGGAGAUUCGAAUUCCCACCUCGCCCGUGGACUCCGAAGGGCCCUAUGGGCGUGAGGAGAUCCCGCUGCCCACCUCCCCGGUGUCCUCCAUCGAGGACCAGGACGACAGGCUCCCGCCGAUGAGCGCUCCACCGGUGUCCGGAUCCUUUGACAGCGACGCCCCGACGGAGUCGCCCAGCGAGGAAGUGGCGGUGGCGGUGCGGCCACUGGAGCCCGGCAAGGAGCCCCCGAGCCUCGAGGAGGUGGAGAUGUUGCUGGACGAGGCGCUUGAGGGGCCCCAGGAGAUAGAGGUGCCCCCGCCUCCGCUGGUGCUGUCCUCCAGCCGCCAUUCCUCUGGGUACCUGUUGGACAGCAGCACAGAGGACACCUCCCCCGGCCAGGUGCCAACACAGAUGCCGUCCCCCACCUCCAUCAUGGUGGACGAGAUGCCGACGGCAGCGCCCACACGGCUUCCGCCCACCGUGCAGCAGGUGGAGGUUCCGCCCAACUUGUCGGCGCAGAACGACUUCAGCUCCGGAUCUAGGGCGGAGAUACGCUCCUCCGACUUAGUGUCCUCCCCCACGGAGAUGCCGGUGCCCACGGAGAUUUCCCCCACCAGCAUCGGGGACCAGGAUCUGGAGACGCAAACGGCCCCAACCUGCACGUUGACGAGAACAGGGGGGCCACUCACAGCAACCGCACGCACUGCCACGGUGACCGGCGCCGUGCGUACGCAGGUCUUGCCAGAGAUGGUGCCAACCGACAAGCCCUCCUCGCCCACGGAGCUCUUUGACGAAGUAGGCACCGUAGAGGCCCCCACGCUGCUGCCGCGGCCACCGCCGCCGCAGGUGCCUCUGGGCGGCAGCAGCUCGGAGGCCCGCGCCAGCCAGCUGGACUCCAGCGGCAGGGAGUCCUCGCCCACGGAGCUGCCGGUGCCCACCGAGAUGCCUUCACCCACCGAGGAAGGCGACCUGGACUACGUGGAUGAAGAGGUGAGCAUGCAGCCGCCUUUGCAGGAGCCGACGGACUCCGUCAACACCAGCAGCGCGGAGCGAACCAUCACGGCCUCUCCGCGAAAACCGGUGACACCGCGGGCGCCGACCUCCCCGGUGGACCUGCCGGUGCCCACGCAGCGGCCCUCGCCCACCUCGGUAGGCGCCCUACACGCCCGUGAGGAGGAGGAGGUGCUGCACGUGCCGCCGCGCUCGGCCCCGCGGAGCAGUUUUUUCUCUUCCGGGGCUAUGGGCCAGAGCAGUGGGGUGGUUUCACCUUCAGACAUGCCGGUGCCGACCUAUGUGCCAUCGCCCACGGGGUACGACAUGCUGGAGGAGCCCUUGCCCUUGCCCGUGCACUCUCGCACCCCGAAGACGGCCACCCGGGAGACUGAGACGGUGUCUGUGCUGUCCGUGCCCAUGGCCUCCAGUCGCGCUCCGACUUCUCCAGGUGACUUGCCGGUGCCCACGCAUCUGCCUUCGCCCAGCCCCGUGGGGAGUGUACGCCGACAGGAGGUCCGGGUUCCAGCGCGCUCGGCAGCAUUCAGUUCUGCGCCCAGCCGGGUGUCGCCCUCCGAUAUGCCGGUGCCCACCUUUGUGCCCUCCCCGACAAUGGCUCCAGACGAAUUAGAAGAGAUGCAGGUGCCGAGCGUGUUGCCUCCCACGCAGGAGGUCACGAGCCCCACGGUCACGGCGGCGGCCACUGUGGCAACCCGAACCGCCACCGCCGUGCGCACGCAGAUCUGGCGAGGCGAGCCCUCGCCGGUGGACAUGCCGGUGCCCACCUUCGUGCCAUCCCCCACCUCUCCGCGGGAGGAUGCGCCAGAGGGGGUGAUGCCGCCCACCCCUGCAGUGACCAGCCCCAUGGACACCGUCACCGUAGAGGUCCCGCCCGGCGAAAGCGCCGCGGGGCGGUCCGCGUUCAGCUCCGCGCUGCGGUCCGCAGGCACUACAGAGCCCUCGCCAGUGGACAUGCCAGUGCCCACCUUUGUGCCAUCUCCCAGCUCCCCUCAGGACCUGCCAGAGACGGUGCUUCCCCCGACGGCGGCAGAGAUGCUUUCGGCGGCCUCCGCUUCGAUAUCAGGCGUCUCUGCGGAGCUCUCGCCCUCGGAAGUGGCAGUGCCUACCUUCGUGCCCUCCCCAACGGAGGCGUCGAUAGAUCCACCAGCUACCACAGCCACGGCCACCGCGAUGGCGCCCCGCACAGCGAGCGACCACCCUACCGAAGCGGUACAGCUGGAAGCAGCAAGUGCCUUGCACACCUCUGCCCUGGAGUCCGGAUCGUUGGCUUCUCCCACCGAGCUGCCGGUGCCCACCGAGAUGCAGUCCCCGACCUCUCUGGGAGAGGUGGACUAUGAGGAUGGCGUGCCCACCGUCCCCGCCCCAGAGGCAGCUGGCGGCGCAGGCGUCUCGCAACCCUUCAGCUCACCGGAGAUGCCGGUGCCGACCGAGAGGCCGUCGGCCUCGCAGGAUCUGGAAGAGACGGUGACGGUGCCGCAGAGACUAGCAUCCUCUCAGGCGGUGAGUAGCGGCCUCAGCGUGGUCAGCUCCCCUACGGAGCUCCCAGUGCCCACGGAGAUGCCUUCACCCUCCUCCCCUGGCGAAGGCGCGCAGACCACGGUGUCGCGGGAGGAGCCGACCGUGACGCGGGCGCCCAUGCCGGUGCAGGAGCCUACAGAGGUGGUGAACACCAGCAGCAUGGAGAAGACCCUGUCAGCUCCCUCGCGCAGCUCCCUGACGCACCCCACCUCACACUUGACGACGCAGUCGCCCGUGGACAUCCCGGUGCCGACCCAGUUGCCCUCCACUCCCCCGCCCUUGCCAGAGGAGGAGAUGAUCCUCCCGCGGAGCUCGGCAGGCCUGGCCUCCUCAGCGGCUCCCAGCUCGCCCUCGGAGCUGGUGGUGCCGACCAACGUGCCGUCGCCGGAGGGGCCCAGCCCACCGGAGGAGACCGCGACGGUCACAGUGGAGGCCAUCAUGAGCUCAGGCCUUCCCGACUCGGCGGUGUUGCGCUCGCCGUCCCUGCCACCUGUGCCCACAGAUGUGCCGUCACCGCAGGAGUUGCCAGUUCUGGCCAGGUCGGCAGUGUACUCGGCCUUGGGCUCCUCCGCGAUGGCCUCGGUGGAGUCUCCCUCGGAGAUGCCGGUGCCCACAGAGAUGCCGACCUCGCCGGUGUCCUCUCACCUGGAACCGCCUUCCGUCCAGGUGCCGCGCGGCACCGGCCAGCCCAGCGCAUCAGGCCUUCCCGACUCGGCGGUCUCACGCUCGCCCUCGAUGCCGCCGGUGCCCACAGAUGUCCCGUCCCCGCAGGAGGUGCCAGUUCCGGGCAGGUCGGCAGUUUACUCUUCGAUGGCGUCCUCCGCGGUGGAGUCUCCGUCGGAGAUGCCGGUGCCCACAGAGCUGCCCACCUCACCGGUGGAUGCCACCGUGGAGGUGCCAACAGUGGAUGCAGAAGCGGGCACAUUGCUGUCAGGCGUCCCAACGGCCACAGAGAUGUCGCUGCCUGUCAGAUCAGCUGCGCUGGGCUCCUCUGCAUUGGGGUCAUCAGCGCUGGUCUCCCCUACAGAGAUGCCGGUGCCCACCGAGAUGCCCACCUCGCCUGUGCUGUCCACCUCUCGCCUGGAAGCGCCCUCGCUUGAGGUGCCGCACGGCACCGGCCAGCACAGCGCAUCAGGCCUUCCCGACUCUGCGGUCUCAUACUCGCCCUCCCUGCCGCCAGUGCCCACAGAUGUCCCAUCCCCGCAGGAGGUGCCAGUGCCGGGCAGGUCGGCAGUUUACUCGGCCUUCGGUUCCUCACUGGCGUCCUCUGUGGAGUCCCCGUCAGAGAUGCCGGUGCCCACAGAGCUGCCUACCUCACCAGUGGAUGCCACCAUGGAGGUGCCAACAGCUGAUGCGGAAGCGGGCACGUUGCUGUCAGGCGUCCCAACGGCCACAGAGUUGCCGCUUCCCGUCAGAUCAGCUGCGCUGGGCUCUUCUGCGUUGGGCUCCUCAGCGCUGGCGCCCUCGCCCUCGGAGAUGCCGGUGCCCACAGAGAUGCCGACCUCGCCGGUGCUGUCCACUUCUCGCCUGGAAGCGCCCUCGCUUGAGGUACCGCACGCCGCCGAGCCCAGCGCGGUAUCAGGCGAGUUUGAUUUGGAUGUUGAUCUCCCAGUCCCUGACCAGUCAGCUCUGUCCUCGGCCCCUUCGCCGGCGUCGCCGGUCGAGAUGCCGGCGCGGGACCUCAGUCCUGGCGCCAGGCAAUCAAUUCUCGACAAGGCCAAAAUACAGGUGCCCACGGAGAUGCCCACCUCCCCAACGGAGGAGCCUUUCUUCGGCACCGAGGUGCCGACAGUGGAGGGCACUGUGCUCUCAGGACACCCCCACAAGAAGGGCGGUUUCCUUUUGGUUGACUCCAAAGUGUACCCUGAAAAGACACCCAUCUGGGGUCCGACAUCGGAGGUAGAGGUGAUGUCCUCGGUGCAUGCCCUGCGUGCAGUACAAUCAACCUUUCAACUUCAGGGCGCUCCCUAUGUCAGGACGGAAGGGACGAAGGGGGACGGCAGGGACGAAGGGGACGGAAGGGAUGCAGGGGAGCUGGGCAAAGAGCAGGAAAAGGCGAGUUUCAUGGUGGAUGUUCGACCCAACUUUGAGAAAACGGUUCGGAUUCUGGGAAACUACGACUUCAUGGAGAAUUUGCCCACUGGAAAGGAGGUGCCUCCGUUGCGAUCAGGAGCAAUGUCCUCGGCAUUGGGAUCUUCGGCCGUGGGGCUGUCCCCCUCGGAGAUGCCCGUGCCCACGGAGCUGCCCACCUCGCCACAGGCGCCCCGUUUAGAGAUGCCCUCAGUGGAGGUGCCCCGGGACAUUGCCAGCGCUGUGUCAGGCCGCCGCCAGGCCCCUGCAGCGGCUUACCGCGGGCUCCUUGCGCGGGAUUGCGGCUCUGCGGGGGUUGGCGUGGUCGACGACAAAAAGCUAAGGUGGAACUACCGGUUCCGGAGCAGUCAGGUGCCCACGGAGAUGCCCACCUCCCCAACGGAGGAACCUUUCGACGGCACCGUGGAGGUGCCGACGGCGGAGGGCACUGUGCUCUCAGGCGCAAUGUCCUCAGCCUUGGGAUCUUCGGCCGCGGGGCUCUCCCCCUCGGAGAUGCCGGUGCUGAGCCCAGAAACUGCGCCGCCUUUGGAGGUGCCGUCAGUGGAGGCCCGGCGGCCCAGAUCCAAAUGA
This is a messenger RNA of Effrenium voratum, 6489 nucleotides long. Lineage: Eukaryota; Dinophyceae; Suessiales; Symbiodiniaceae. The record is from the annotation of a GenBank genome assembly.